AUGAGUGAAUUAGUUGAAAAUCAGCUUUCGACGCUACGCUUCGUAGCGAAAGCAUUGGACAAUUUCAAGAAAAUUGGCCGGAAUAAUCUCACCUCCGCCAAGAUACGAAACCGAAUGACAUCACUCAAGGAAACGUGGAAUAAUUGCCUGGAAGGACAUCGCCUGUUGCUGCAACAUUAUCCGGAAUCAAAACGCGAUCUCAUCGCUUAUUUCCGAGACGAGCAACUGGAUCAAUACCAGGAAAUCUACUUGACAGCACUGGACUACAUGUCUGACUGUUUGGAGGAACUGGAACCGUGCGUGAGUCCGCUCCAAUCAAGCGACCGAUCUGUAUCUCAUAUACAGUCGGAAUCCGCGUUAUCAUUGAGACAUUUACCGCCCAUUCAAUUACCACCGUUCUCCGGUAAAGCCGACGAGUGGGAAACUUUUCGCGAUCGAUUCACUGCGUUAAUCAUAAAGAAUCCCGAAUUAUCCGAUUUCGCGCGCAUGCAUUUUUUGGUCUCAAGCUUGACCGAUAAAGCUCGCGAUGUUGUAGCGGGUACUUCUGUUACCGCUGAUAAUUUUGACGUCGCUUGGAAAGCAUUAACUUCUCGUUUUGAAAAUAAACGUAAACUUGUUGAACUUCACAUUGCUGAAUUAUACAAUUUACCUUCGGCUAACAAAGAAUGUGCCGCGGAAUUGCACGCUUUACGAGAUAAAGCCGAUCGAGCGCUUUCAGCCUUAAAGCGGUUAAACCGAACACAAGAGGAUAUACUUAAUGACAUUUUAGUCUAUUUUGUAUCGCUCAAGCUUGACUCCGCCACUCGUCGCGCAUGGAAACUCAAAACCGGAUCGGAAUCGACUCCGCCGAAUUACGAAGACUUGAUUACGUUUAUAUCAUCGCGUGCGCUCGCAUUAGAGGAAUUAGCUCCUUCCGCUGCGAACAAAGGUCGACAUACUGUUCAAGCGAACACUGCGACCUUCGCGCGUCAAUCUUCCGGUCCGUGUCCAGUCUGUAAGACACCGCAUUAUCUUAGUAGGUGUCAACAAUUUGUAAUUAAGAGUCCGAAUCAGAGACGCGAAAUUGUCAAGAAUUCAAAUCUAUGCUUCAAUUGUCUCGGAACGAAACAUUCCGUAAAAAACUGCCAAAGUAAAAAUACAUGUCGCAUUUGUCAAAAAAGGCAUCAUUCUCUCUUGCAUCUUGAUUCGGCCUCUUCAAGCGAUCUAGACGUUACACGAGCGAACACGUCUAGCACCAGCGCAACUAUUGAUAAUCUCGAGCCAUCGCAAACCGUCGCGAUGUCCGCCGUAUGUUCAAGUACGCCCGUGUCAUCCGUAUUACUGGCCACAGCGAAAGUAACAGUUCGGUCUCCCGACGGUCGCGUCUGUGAAGCUCGCGCCCUGAUCGAUCAAGGGUCAGAGGUCACUUUUAUUUCAGCAAGAUUAGCAAGAAUCUUGCGGUUAACUCGGAAACGAAUUUUCGCUCAAAUUUCCGCAGUCGGCGGUAUCAAUGCGGAUACAUGUCGACAUUCCGCUGUCAUUGAACUCGCACCUCGCGGAAAGCCUAAGCCAGUUUUCACUACGGUCGCGUAUAUUCUAAAUGCGCUUACUAAAUACGCGCCGCGAUUAUCAGUCUCAGUAUCGGAUUGGAGACAUAUAAGUACACUCAAGUUAGCAGACGACGAUCCCACAGGAUCAAGCCCUAUUGACGUAAUCAUCGGCGCCGACAUUUACAGUCAAAUCAUUACGAAUGGAAUACGGAAAGGUCCAAUCGGGCAACCUAUCGCCCAGCGAUCUCAUUUUGGAUGGAUUAUCUCUGGACCCGCUCAGAAUCCAAACGUUUUGGCUCAAACGAUUAACGUCUUUCAUUGCUCAAUCGAGCGUGAGUUACGCCGUUUUUGGGAAAUCGAAGAGAUCCUACGCUAUAACAUUUUGUCUCCUGCCGAAGAACAAUGUGAGAAACAUUUUCUUACGACUCACUCACGAAUUUCCGACGGGCGUUACGUGGUUCGUCUGCCGUUUAAGACGAAGUCCCCUAUCGACAUCGGAGAGUCUCGAUCAAUAGCUAUACGGAGACUAACAGCAUUAAAAAGGCGUCUAGAUACGAAUCCAGAUCUCAAAUCGGAAUAUUCAGCGUUUCUUGAAGAAUACGAGCAGUUAAAACACAUGAAAAGAGUGCAUCCUCCAGCCGCAUCUCAUUCACCGACGGUUUAUCUUCCGCAUCAUCCUGUGAUCCGCGCAACGAGCGCUACCACUAGACUACGCGUCGUGUUCAACGCGUCCAGCCUCACAACAAACGGUACAUCGUUAAAUUCACAUUUAGAGAUCGGGCCUAAAUUACAAACGGAAAUAACGGCGAUCUUAUUACGAUGGCGGAAACAUAAGUAUGUUUACAUGGCGGAUAUUGCCAAGAUGUACCGACAGAUUUUGGUCGACCCUCGUGAUCGUGACUAUCAACGUAUUGUCUGGUAUAAUCAGGAUCAAUCGGACAUUCAGGAUUAUCAAUUAUCCACUGUUACGUAUGGAACCGCGUCAGCUCCGUUCCUGGCUUUACGAGUGAUCAAGCAAUUGAUAACAGACGAAGGAGCCGCAUUUCCCCUUGCAACUCCGAUUCUUCAAGAUGACAAUACUGCUUUAUGCGAGUUACACGGAUUUGCAGAUGCAUCUAACGCGGCAUACGUCGCCGCAGUUUAUAUGCACACGACCUCGCAAUCAGGAGAAAUAAAGAUCACGUUAUUAGCGGGCAAGUCGAAAGUCGCGCCACUCAAGAUCACGAGCAUCCCUCGAUUGGAAUUACAAGCAGCAUGCCUUCUUGCUCGAUUGAUCGAGUUCACGCAAUCAUCACUCCAGAUAUCAAACGUCGCGUGUCAUUGUUGGACGGACUCUACAGUAGCAUUGGCAUGGUUAAACUCACAUCCGUCCAGAUGGAAAACUUUCGUCUCUCAUCGAGUCGCAGAUAUCCAAUCUCGAGUACCUGAAGUUAAAUGGCGGUACAUUCCAUCCGCGGAUAACCCAGCCGAUUGUGCUUCGAGAGGUAUUCUACAUUCCGAUUUCAACGCCUUUAACUUGUGGUGGCACGGUCCUCCCUGGCUCAAACUAACUCAGACCAAAUGGCCAAGAGAUCCCGCUCCUCCGCUGGAAGAAGCGCCUGAGAAAAAUCGGAAACUUAUAGUACACGUAGCUCAAACAAAUUCUGGCUGGGAUUUAGCCACAAGAUACUCCACGUGGCCGAAGCUAAUCCGAAUUACAGCAUAUACUAUCCGUUUCGCAACCAGAUUCCGAAAGAGAGAUCAAACUUCAACUGACUCAGAGGUGCAAAGCCAAUCUUUGACGGCAAGUGAAUUUCAGACCGCACACAAAUUUUGGACCGCACACAAAUUUUGGAUUAGAUCAAUCCAGUCAGACGUCUUCAGUGACGAAUUGAACGCUCUCAAGAAACAACAAGCACUUCCAUCAAAAUCGGCGUUAGCGAUGCGUACUACCCAACGAUAUCGAGUCUUCGGCUAA
This is a messenger RNA of Camponotus floridanus (Florida carpenter ant), 3486 nucleotides long. RefSeq lists its product as uncharacterized. The record is from RefSeq and is a predicted model, not a curated record. The transcript has a single exon. The coding region runs from base 1 to 3486 and encodes 1161 amino acids. Lineage: Eukaryota; Metazoa; Arthropoda; Insecta; Hymenoptera; Formicidae.